Messenger RNA from Spodoptera litura, 2398 nucleotides. RefSeq names its product adenylate kinase isoenzyme 5. Lineage: Eukaryota; Metazoa; Arthropoda; Insecta; Lepidoptera; Noctuidae. The record is from RefSeq and is a predicted model, not a curated record. Gene Ontology annotation, biological process: nucleobase-containing compound metabolic process. Gene Ontology annotation, molecular function: ATP binding; nucleobase-containing compound kinase activity.
CACAACUUCCGAAUAACUCAAACAAAGUCGAUCAGUUAAAAGUUUUGUAAGAUGAGAUAAUUUUCAAUUUAAAGAGUUUUAUGUUUAGUUUCGUUUUGAGGUUCGUCCACGAAGGUCGCGUCCUUCAAUCGAUAAACUAUUAAUUGCCGCGUGUGAUUGCCCGUGGCCGAUAGACAACGGAACCACACGCGUGUUUUGGAUGUAUAUUUUAUUUGUAAAGUGCCAAUUAAAAACAUUAGUUAAGUAUAUUUUUUUAUUACGGACCCUGUGUCGUAAAGUUUGUUGGUGGAAAGACUUUGAAUUAAAUUCGCAUCUUCAUGGAAUAUGGGCAUCUGUUUAGACACUGAACAAAAAAAUGAAGAGUUGGAGACGACGGGUGGGGAUCGUAGCCGAGGAGAGAGCGCGUGGGCUGGGCGCGCCACGCCGCCGGCAGGAGGCUUCCCCAUGCAGAACUCUAGCCAUGUCAAGUUCGAGCCGCCUAAUGUGCCUGUUAUAUUCGUAUUGGGUGGUCCAGGCAGCGGGAAGGUGACCCAUUGUGACAAUCUGAUGCAGGAGCGCCGCGGCGUGGUUCACAUCAACAUGACGGACCUGCUGCAACAGUACGCCAUCGGCAACGACAUGCAAGAUUUCGGCACGCUAUCGAGUACGACAGUGACCGAAGUGCUGAUGCUGGAGAUGAAGAUGGCUCCCACGGCGAAGACAUACCUCGUGUCUGGAUACCCGCGCUCUAUGAGAGAUGUCGCUGAGUAUUCCGAUAAGAUCCAGACUAUAAACGGCGUAGUCCUAGUAAGCUGGCGACAGCGUGUACUGGAGCGACAGAUCGAGUAUGGCGCGCGACUCGGCCACGUGGUCCUGAGUCUGGCGCGGAUGGAACUCAACAACUUCUACAAGAACGUCAUGCCAGUGGCAGACUAUUUCGACCAGACUAACAUGCUGAUAGCGGUGAACGGCGAACGUAAUCCAGAUGAAGUAUACAAAGACUUCAGAGCUGCCGUACUCCAGAUCCUAGGAGCUACGGAAGACCAGUCCACGAUGAACGGAGUCAGUGGCGUUGGGGUUGGCGCUGGUGGUAUACCAGGGGAGAUAGUAGGAGUGGAACCGGCUCCAGUAGUAGAUAUAGAACGGGAGAGAAGAGAAGAGAAUGUGGCUCCUGUUGUGCCUUUACCUGUGGCUAUGCCGUUGCCUGUGCCUAAAGCGUUGCCUGUAACUGUGCCUGUUAAAGAAGUGGCUAAUGAUAGGGUUGUUACGCCGAAGCCUGAAGUGAUCCGAGUCCGUGGAGAGUCGACGACUCCUGCGUUACUCUGGGUGGUGGGUGGGCCGGGUAGCAAUAAGGCCACGCUCUGUCAACGAGCUGUGACGCAGCGACAAGGGUGGACACAUUAUAGCUUAGGCCAGCGUCUCCGCAGUCUAGCAGAUGCAGGAGGCCGUCCAGCAUCAGACGGUGCUCUGGCUCGCUCAGCCAUCAGUGGAGGAGAACUGGCUCCUAAGGAACUGGUCACUAAGCUGGUGAGGGCAGCUAUGCAGGAUGCUGGGAGGAUGGGACAUGGACUGGUGUUAGACGGAUAUCCCAGGGACUUGGAUCAGAUGGAGCAGUUCCAGACCGAGUUCCGUAUAUCCCCUCGCAUGGUCCUCUUGGACUGCUCCAAGCUGCAGCUGGGCCGUGGACGACGAGAUGACUCCGUGGCCGCCUUCCGACGGAGACUGGAGGUCUUCCGCGAACUCAGUCUGCCCAUGCUGAAGACGUUAGACCAGGACCAUCGACUGGUCAUUGUGGACGGCGACACGGACUCUCCAGACGUACAGUCGGAGUUCACUCGCGUACUGCUGGAAGAGAUGGAGAAGGCUGAAGCACUGGCCGCCAUGCCACAGCCUCAAGAACAACCAAGUCGCAAAGAUCCACCAAGCAUGCAGCAGUUUGCGACGGCAGUGUCUCGCAUGGGGGGGGGACUCGCCAACGGACACGCCAACGGGUCCGUACCCAACGGGAACGCGCAUAAUGGGGGGGUCGGGAACGGGUUCAUUGCCAUGUCCGGGAAUAAGGUAAAACCUCUCCUGAACAACGUGUCCAAGAUACCCACAGUCUCCCAGAUGACACACGACGACGUGCGCGCCCUCUAUGAACACGGGACUGGAGAGAUCACACUAAAUACCCACAUGUAGAGACAUGGUGGUUGAAAAGACCGUGCCAGAAAGAGAAAGAAGUAUUAAUGAAGCCUUUACCAAGCGUGUGGUGGUUUCAGGAUUUAGAAAAAGGACGUAUUAGUGAAAUAAUGAAUCGGAAAAUACGUUUUUAACUUGAUCGAUAAAAGUCGGUCAACAAUUUAGGAAUAUUUUUAAUUUUGAAGUUGUAAAUGUGUUCCCUCACCGGGAGCAUUCACGUGUAAUAUAACAUUAUAGA